AGAGCCUUGAACAAGACAGAUAUUGCACCCACAGUCCGAGAAUAUCUGCCAACAACCUCGUAAGACCCAACAUGGCUCUUCUCGUAGACAGAUUGCGUCCACGAUCGCUUGAUUCACUGACAUACCACCCCGAACUGUCAGCACGACUGAAAUCUUUGGCACAAAGCGGUGACUUCCCUCACCUUCUCGUCUACGGCCCCUCAGGCGCAGGCAAAAAGACCCGAAUCAUCGCAACGCUCAAAGAACUCUACGGCCCCGGCGUCGAAAAAAUCAAAAUCGACGCUCGCGUCUUCCAAACAACCAGUAACCGAAAAUUAGAGUUCAAUAUCGUGGCUUCAGUAUACCAUCUCGAAAUCACUCCCUCCGAUGUCGGGAAUUAUGACCGUGUCGUCGUGCAAGAACUACUCAAAGAAGUCGCCCAAACCCAACAAGUAGACCAAUCAGCCCGACAACGAUUCAAAGUCGUCGUUAUCAACGAAGCAGACCAUCUCACUCGCGACGCCCAGGCAGCUUUGCGUCGGACCAUGGAGAAAUACAGUCCCAAUUUACGCCUCAUACUACUAGCGAACAGUACCUCGAAUAUCAUUGCCCCUAUUCGAUCGCGAACACUUUUGGUGCGUGUUGCGGCGCCCUCGGAAUUAGAUAUUUGUGCUGUUUUGCGCUCGGCGGCGCAAAAGGAGAAUUGGACGCAAUCUGAUGCGUUGAAUGUGAGGAUUGCGAGGGAGAGUGGGCGGAAUUUGAGACGAGCUUUGCUUAUGUUUGAGGCUAUUUAUGCACAGAAUGAGAAAGUAUCUGAUAAAACUCCUAUUCCUCCACCGGAUUGGGAGGCUCUUAUCUCGGUCGUUGCGGAUGAAAUUCUAGCUGAACGAUCUCCGGCGAGGAUAUUGCAAGUUCGGGAAAGGCUUUAUGAUCUGUUGACUCAUUGCAUUCCUCCGACGACUGUGUUGAAGACUCUCACGUUCAAACUCAUCCCAAAAGUCGAUGAUGCAUUGAAACCAGAGGUUAUCAAAUGGUCAGCCUUUUACGAGCAUAGAAUUAAGCUGGGUAGUAAAGUCAUCUUCCAUCUUGAGGCCUUUGUUGCCAAGUUUAUGCGCAUCUAUGAAGGGUACUUAAUGGGCAUGGAUUUCUGAAGUGGAAAAGCUACUAGUACUGGGGGGUAUUCAGGCGUAAUGGUUAGAGGGCAUGGGUUAUAUGAUCAAAGCGAAUUCUAUUCUUCA
Talaromyces stipitatus ATCC 10500 is the source of this 1217-nucleotide messenger RNA. RefSeq names its product DNA replication factor C subunit Rfc5, putative. Gene Ontology annotation, molecular function: ATP hydrolysis activity; DNA binding; DNA clamp loader activity. Gene Ontology annotation, cellular component: DNA replication factor C complex; Rad17 RFC-like complex; Elg1 RFC-like complex. Lineage: Eukaryota; Fungi; Ascomycota; Eurotiomycetes; Eurotiales; Trichocomaceae. Gene Ontology annotation, biological process: DNA repair; DNA-templated DNA replication. The record is from RefSeq and is a predicted model, not a curated record. The transcript has 6 exons. Bases 72 to 1130 code for a protein of 352 amino acids.